AGUAUAUAAAGGUUGCACAAACUAUUCCCAUUCUCUUCCUCCCUCCAAGUCUCUGCAGAAAACAAAUAGGUUUGAUAGAACAUGGCAACUGCAGGAAAAGUGAUUAAAUGCCAGGCUGCAGUGGCGUGGGAGCCAAACAAACCCCUUGUGAUGGAGGAAAUUGAGGUGGCCCCUCCACAGACACAUGAGAUUCGCAUCAAGGUAGUCGCCACAGGUGUGUGUCACACUGACCUGUACCACUUGUUCGAGGGGAAACAUAAGGAUGGAUUCCCUUGUGUUAUGGGUCAUGAGGGGGCUGGAAUCGUGGAGAGUGUUGGGUCCGGAGUGACCAAUUUUAAACCAGGUGAUAAAGUCAUCCCUCUGUUCAUCUCCCAAUGUGGCCAGUGCAGGUUCUGCAAGAACCCAAAGACCAAUCUGUGCGAGAAGGGCUGGGCUAGUGAUCGGUACGAUGUGAUGUCAGAAUCAGACACCAGGUUCACAUGUAAGGGGAAGAAGAUACUUCAGUUCAUGGGGACCAGCACCUUCUCAGAAUAUACUGUGGUGAAUGAGAUUGCCGUGGCCAAGAUCCACCCCUCAGCCCCCCUCAACAAGGUCUGUCUCCUUGGCUGUGGUGUUGCCACCGGAUAUGGAGCCGCCAUUAACACAGCCAAGGUGGAGCCAGGGUCUACUUGUGCUGUGUUUGGACUAGGAGCUGUGGGGUUGGCAGCAGUCAUGGGCUGCAAAAACGCAGGGGCCAAAAGGAUAAUCGCUGUUGAUAUUAACCCAGCCAAAUAUGAAAAAGCCAAGGUCUUCGGUGCUACAGAGUUUGUCAACCCCAAAGACCACAACAAACCCAUAAGUCAAGUGCUGUCUGAGAUGACCAGUGGAGGAGUGGACUUUUCACUGGAGUGCGUUGGGAAUGUGGCCGUAAUGAGGAGUGCCUUGGAGUCAUGUGUCAAGGGAUGGGGCGUAAGUGUGCUGGUUGGAUGGACUGAUAUGGAUGAUUUUGCUGCCAGACCCAUUCAGCUCAUAGCUGGCCGCACAUGGAAAGGAUCUCUGUUUGGAGGUUUUAAGAGUAAGGAUGCUGUACCCAAGCUGGUAAAUGAGUAUUUAGAGAAGAAAGUGAAGCUGGAUGAGUUUGUCACCCACAACAUGCCCCUGGCCCAGGUUAACAGUGCCAUCGACCUCAUGAAGACUGGAGACUGUAUCCGGUCUGUCCUGAGUGUGUCACCACAGUAAGAAGGGUCCCUACCACCUAGCCAUUUGCAAUUUUGGCAUGAAACAUACUGUAAGGUGGUGGUGGUGGUGGGGGGUGGAGUUGCUUCAUGAUAUUGUACGGCUAUUUGUCUGCAAGAAAUAACAAUGAGGAAACAUGCAAAUAAAAACAAAAACAAAUU
This is a messenger RNA of Esox lucius (northern pike), 1376 nucleotides long. RefSeq names its product alcohol dehydrogenase 1. Gene Ontology annotation, biological process: formaldehyde catabolic process. Bases 82 to 1218 code for a protein of 378 amino acids. Gene Ontology annotation, molecular function: S-(hydroxymethyl)glutathione dehydrogenase [NAD(P)+] activity; zinc ion binding. The transcript has 9 exons. Gene Ontology annotation, cellular component: cytosol. NCBI's taxonomy places the organism in Eukaryota, Metazoa, Chordata, Actinopteri, Esociformes, Esocidae. The record is from RefSeq and is a predicted model, not a curated record.